Molecule: messenger RNA, 2607 nt
Organism: Oncorhynchus gorbuscha (pink salmon)
Lineage: Eukaryota; Metazoa; Chordata; Actinopteri; Salmoniformes; Salmonidae
Product: ADP-ribosylation factor GTPase-activating protein 3-like
Exons: 16
Coding region: 98-1723 (541 amino acids)
Biological process (GO): COPI coating of Golgi vesicle
Molecular function (GO): GTPase activator activity
Source: RefSeq, a predicted model, not a curated record
CCCAUGACGAGCGCGGAAGUAUUUUUGAUUUACAGGGAAACAAAUUUGCUAAACGCUGCGCUUUACCUACCAGGUGAAAUUAACAACAGGUGGAAAGAUGUCAGAGCCCAGCAAGCAAGAUAUUGCUGCCAUUUUCAAACGGCUACGUUCCCUUUCUACGAAUAAGGCGUGCUUUGACUGUUCGGCUAAGAAUCCUAGUUGGGCCAGUAUCACCUAUGGAGUGUUUCUCUGUAUAGACUGCUCAGGAACACACAGGUCAUUAGGAGUGCACCUGUCAUUCAUCAGGUCUACUGAGCUGGACUCUAACUGGUCCUGGUACCAGCUGCGAUGCAUGCAGGUGGGCGGCAAUGCCAGUGCGAAUGCCUUCUUUGCCCAGCAAGGCUGCACGUCCAAUGCCGCCAACACCAAGUACAACAGCCGAGCCGCUGCGCUCUACCGCGAGAAGAUCAAGACCUCUGCCACGCAGGCCACAAGGCGCUUAGGCACUGAGUUGUGGCUUGACAGCCAGGCCCCCCUCUCUCCAACAUCUCCAGUCAAUAAGGAGGAGGAUUUCUUCAGUAUGCACACGCAGGCAAUCCCUGAUGAUCGUAGCUCCACCCAACCUAAUAUAACAAGCUCUGCCCAGAUGAAUCUAAGCCCCACCCCAGUAGAGGAACCCUCUACAAAAGAAACCGAGAGAGACAAUAAUGGUAAUACAGAGGGUCCCAGUGUUGACGUGCUAAGUAUGUCUCCUAAAGAAGCCUUAGAAUCCUCUUCUCUUCUCAAGAAGAAACCAGCUGGGUCCAAGAAAACAUUGGGCGCUAAGAAAGGUGGUCUUGGGGGUAAGAAGGUGAGCAAACAGAGUUUCUGUGACCUGGAGAAGAAAGCACAGGCGGUAGACAAACUCAAUGAGAGAGAUACAGCACCCACCAUCAAGAACAGCCCCCAACCAGCAGAGGAAUCCAUUGGGGCCUCCAUGAGACUGGCCUAUAAGGAUCUGGAAGCACAGCAGAGGAGUAAUACAGAGAAGAUGAAGGGGAUGGGGGAGAAGAAGAAGGAGCAGGCUGAGAGACUGGGCAUGGGCUUUGGCAGCAGGAGUGGAGUGUCUCACUCUGUGCUGUCAGACAUGCACACUAUCCAGCAGGAGAGCCCAGUGGGGUCCAAGCAGCCCACUAAGAGCCGGAGGUACACAGAGAAGGAGGAAGAGGAGACUGACGAAGGCUCCUUUACAUCCAGGAUGUCAAUGACCAAGUUUGAUGACCCGACAGAAUCCUCUGACAAGUUCUUCUCCAAUUGGAGCGAGACGGGGGAGUCUGGCUGGAGGAAAGAGAGCAGGAAGCCAGAGCCAGACUUCUACCUGAGCACCAAGAGUUCCUCACAGGACGACAGGACCGCAGCCCGGCGGAAAGCAGACCCAGUCCCUGUCUCAGACUCAGGCGACGCCCGCAAGAAGUUUGGGGACGUCAAGGCCAUCUCCUCUGACAUGUACUUUGGCAAGCAGGAUGACUCUGAGUAUGAGGCGAAGACUCGCCUGGAGAGGUUCUCUGAAAGCAACUCCAUCAGCUCAGCUGACCUGUUUGAUGACCCAAAGAAACAGACUGCCAGCUCAUAUCGUCUGACCAACAUGCUGCCCAGUGCUCCAGACAUGUCCCAGCUGAAGCUGGGGGUCCGCUCUGCGGCCGGGAGGCUGUCCGUCAUGGCCAGCGGAGUAGUCACGUCCCUUCAGGACCACUACAGUGCGUGAGUCCAGUGUGUUUACCUGUGUUAUGACACACACACAACCUGUUAGGUCCCCUGGGUAUUGGAGGUGGUGAACAUCCUUACGAGCAAUGGACAAGUUCAGCCGUUCAGAAGAGGGAGAGCGAAUUAGUGACAUUGUGUAGGCCAGAACAUAGGCUAUAGCUAUAUAUGUGUGUGUGUGUGUGUGUGUAUAUAUAGCAGCUAUUUGAAUAAAGGAUGUAUUAUCUACAUUGGAGUUAUGUCGAAACAACAUCCUCUAUGAGGUAGAUGUAUGAAGAACACUUAUUUCCGCAGCAUAUUAUUUAAUCUGUCCAGGCCUUUGGUUUUGAUAUUUACAAAUGUUUAUAUCAAUGGUAUUAAAAAUACAUUUUUGUAAUCAUCCAUUAUGGUUCUAAUUGAGGGUGACUUAGGUUUUGGGUUCCUUCUCCCCUGUGCAAUUGUUAUUGAAUCAUGUCAUCUAGGUCACCUUGGUUUUUAUGUAACUAUUUGCGAUGAAGACAUCAUCUGGUAGCUUGAUAACAUGGAUUUUUCUACAUGCGAUAUGUAAAUAAUUUAGUUAAUUAAUCUGAUGGGCGUUGUUUUAAUUACAUGUCAAAUGCAGGGAGAUGUUGCAAGGUAGGACACAUGUCUUAAAUUUUAGGGUGCCUUCAAACCAAAAUGCCUGUGACGCGUUGUGCGUGUGCAGAUUCACUGAAUGUGUGUUUGGAGGUAUGGUGAAGUGGAGAACAUUUGAGGUGGGAGAAACAUUAUUUUACAUUGGUUGACAGACCUCUAGUCAGGAAUGGGUGCAGCAAAAUGUCCCCAUCUCAUCUGUUGGACAGUAAGUCACUUUUCAUUCACUUCUAUCCACCUGUACACUGUUCUCUGAAAUAAAAGGUGUCUGCUGUG